CACUAUUAUCUGCUAUCUAUUAUUUGUAUUUGCUGCGACUCACGACAAUCUCAUCAUCUUUCAAUCCAUCACCCGCCACAUUAGAUCACCAAACAUGCCACCCCAAAUAAAGCAAGAUCUGAAUCGCUCAGGAUGGGAGUCAACAGACUUCCCAUCCGUAUGCGAAAAUUGCUUGCCGCCUAAUCCUUACGUAAAGAUGCUCAAAGAAGAUUAUGGUGCCGAAUGCAAGAUCUGUACGCGCCCUUACACCGUAUUCUCUUGGGCUGCCGACCGCGCACAUGGCCGUAAGAAGCGCACCAACGUCUGCCUCACUUGCGCCCGCAUGAAGAACUGCUGCCAAUGUUGCAUGCUCGAUUUACAGUUCGGUCUACCUAUCCAACUACGAGACGCCGCGCUUAAAAUGGUCGCCCCCGGUCCUCAGAGCGAGGUCAACCGCGAGUACUUUGCCCAAAACAACGAAAAAGCUAUUGAAGAAGGGAGAGGUACUGAGGAGUACGAAAAGACGGAUGAGAAGGCGCGCGAGCUACUACGACGACUUGCGACGAGUAAACCCUACUUUAGAAAGGGACGAGCAAUAGAGGAUGGAAGCGCAAAUGAUUCCAAACCUAGUGGAAGUUUAGUAGGAGGAAGCCCCGUGGUUGGUGCUGGUGUCGGUGGACCGGGCCCGAUACGAACGCGUGACUCUAGAGCAGCUGCGGCGGCGCGUGCUGGUGCAAAGUCUGGAAGAGGAGGAAGACCAUUCCCGAGCACAUCACAACUACCUCCCGGUCCCAAAGAUUGGUUACCACCCGCCGACAAAUCUAUCAUGAGCCUUUUUGUUACCGGUGUUGAGGACGACCUACCUGAAUACAAGGUCCGAGAUUUCUUCAAGGAACACGGCAAAAUCAAGUCCCUAAUCUGCAGUCACAUGUCACACUGCGCAUUCAUCAACUACGAAACCAGAGAGGCCGCCGAGCGAGCUGCUGAGGCCUGCCAGGGUCGCGCUGUGAUUGCGGGCUGUCCCCUACGAGUACGAUGGAGCUUACCUCGAGCUAUUGGAACGAUGAAUAAGGAGGAAAGAGCAACAAUGGCUAGAGAUGGAAGAUCGGCGUUCCCUAACCAACGACGCGCGCAGGGAGGACCGAAGGCGAUUGGAGCGGCACCAUCUCAAGGAGGAUCGGGACAAGGCGGUGCGCCGGGACAAGAUGUUGAUAAUAUGUCCUUGGUCGCAGCACCACCCGGGGCAGAAGAUGUCAACUAUGCCAGUUUGGCUGGAGACUAAGGUAGAAAAGAGGAGAGACAUUAUAUUGCAUGGGCGGCGUUUAGGCAUUGCGAUUAUAAAAGGUAUCGGCGGAAUCUAUGAUCUUCAUGCGUAGCCACUAGGAAGUGGACAUUGUGUUUGUUGGUACACGGAUGGUAUCACAUAAUAAUACAAGGCUUCGUGGACUUCACUUUUUUAGCCCAUGUCACCUAUUAGAACACGUUUUCCCAUCAAUCUUGACCGUCUUGCCACCCGGGAAUUUGACUGUAUCGUUGUCGCCGCGUUCCGUAUCUUCGUGUAUCCUUAAUCCUAAGAACCUAGUUAGACAAACGCUGUCCAUGCGUAGGUUGUUCAAGUCCGGAACGUACUGUAUAUUUCACCAUCUCUUUU
Hypoxylon trugodes is the source of this 1630-nucleotide messenger RNA. RefSeq lists its product as uncharacterized. Gene Ontology annotation, cellular component: Prp19 complex; U2-type catalytic step 1 spliceosome; U2-type catalytic step 2 spliceosome. The record is from RefSeq and is a predicted model, not a curated record. Bases 95 to 1261 code for a protein of 388 amino acids. NCBI's taxonomy places the organism in Eukaryota, Fungi, Ascomycota, Sordariomycetes, Xylariales, Hypoxylaceae. The transcript has a single exon. Gene Ontology annotation, molecular function: pre-mRNA binding; U6 snRNA binding.